This is a messenger RNA of Podarcis lilfordi (Lilford's wall lizard), 12713 nucleotides long. The record is from the annotation of a GenBank genome assembly. Lineage: Eukaryota; Metazoa; Chordata; Lepidosauria; Squamata; Lacertidae.
AUGGCAGCUUCUGGGGGUCCCGUCCAGGAUCUCCGCGAGGAAGCCACUUGCCCCAUCUGCCUGGAGUAUUUCAGGGAUCCAGUGAUCAUCCCAGAGUGCGGGCACAACUUCUGCCGAUCCUGCCUGGUCCAGUGCUGGGGGGAAUCCGAGGGAGAGGCUUCCUGCCCUCAGUGCAGGGAAAGGGUUGAGCAAAACAGCAUCAGGAAAAAUCUGCAGCUGGCAAAUUUUGUAGAAAUAAUUCAGAAAUUCAACCAUCCGCAGGGGAAAGAGGAGGGAGAAGGAAAGGGGAGGGUCUGCGAGAAGCACCAGGAGCCCCUGAAGCUGUUCUGCAAGGAGGACCAAAGCCCCAUCUGUGUGGUGUGUAAUGUAUCCAAGGAGCACAAAAGCCACGAGGUGGUUCCUCUAGAGGAAGCGUCCCAGGAGUACAAGGUGAGAAAAGGCAGAGGGUCUUUCUUGGGGGGUGGAAUAGCUGCAAAUAAGAGGGGUUUGCAAAAUAAAAAAUAAAUAUAAAAUAUUGUAAUGUAUUCUUUCCUCUUUUUUUUUUUUAAAAAAUCAUAUUUAUUAAAGUUUCCAGAAAUAUAGAAAUACAAAGAAAAAAGAAAAAAAAAAAAGAUAUUUAAAACCUUACUUUCAUUGCCUACUUUCUGGGACUCCCCCCCCCCCCGACUGUAUUCCCCUUUCCUUAUUUUGGUUCUACAAGCUCUCACUCCCAAUUUGAAACUUAAUUUGUUUAACCCACUAUCCAGAUUGAAUUGUACAAAUCUUGCACCGUCCCACGUCAUUAACAAGAAAAGAAAAAAGAUUUUCCCCAAGAUCCACCCCAGUUCCUUCCACGAAUUCCCUUUUUUUAAACACAUCCAAUCAAAAUAAAAUGACAUGCGUAAGUUAUAUAAAGAAAUAGAAAAUAAGAGAUAUAUAUAAAAAAAAAAUUCAAAAGAUUGUUACACAGCCUUUGGAUUCCAAAUCUCCCCCCCCCCUUCCCCGGUUUGAAUUCCCCAUGUCCAUCAGUCUAUACAUUAUCAUCCUGGAAGUCUCAAUUCAUGGCCAAAUUUCUCCCCAAUUCCAUCUUGCCGGUUUUCUUUUAAUUUAUUAAUUUUAAUGAUAUUUAACUUCAAGUGUCCAAUCUAACAAAGGCCUUUAAUUUCCUUGAUCUUUACCACUCCUCCCAUUGUUCUUUCCGUGUCGUAGUCAGUCCUUUGUUCUUCUUAUUCCUCACUUUCUCAGGUUUCUUGUCCUGUUCAGCUGCUAAAACUUUCUAAUUCAGAAAUCUGGUAUCUCUACAGAGGUUUGUUAUUCAGGAACAAAACUUACGUCCAGUCCCUUCCUUUCUUCAAUAGAAAAUUCUAUUGUCUCCUUUAAUGUAAAUACCUCUGUAGACAAAAUACUAUUUCAGUUUUGCAGCUUUCCCAGAAGAUAACAAGUCCUGUGUGAAUCCCGGAGUAUUUUUCCACUUACGACCGUUCUUGUAAUGUCCCGAUACCCCUCUAGGGGGAUUGUAAUAACUUUGUAUCCUCUAAUCCAAAAGUCAAAUUGUUGUUCCUUAUUUUCCGACAGUUUAUAUCCAUAUUAUAGCAAAUUGUAACAAAAUUAACCAGCAAAGUCCUCGUAACAAAGUCCUCUUUAUAUUCUCCAGCUUUGACAGCUACUUUGACAGCUGUCAAAGUCUCCGUCUCUCUUCACCAGGCUCCGCGAAUCGCCCCGGUUCCCAGGGGGGGGUUGCAUUUUCCUUCUCACCCUCCACUCUUCUCCUCCAGCACAGUUCUUAUAAUUUCGCAUCGUGGAAUUAAUGAUUUUUAUCAGAAAUAUACUUCCCUUUGGACCUUGGUUACUCAGUCCUUGUUUUGGAAUGCUUACAGUAGGGGGGGGGAUUGACUUCCUUUUUAAAUCGCCCCCGCUCGUGCCAAAUCCAAAAUUUUGAACCCAGUUUCCCAAUUACUCACAGGUUGUUGUUAAUAGUCCAAAUUUUCAAUGGAAGAAGUCAGCGCUCUCCGUCGAAUGGCAUGCGGCUGCGCUCGGCAGGGAAAGCAGAAGACUCAAAGCACCGCGCCGCUCCCCGGCACCCGAUCCGAAGCCUUUAAAAAGGCUCCUUCACGAGUCGGGAGGGCGCUAAUGGUGCAAGCCGAGUCACCCAUGUCCACGGACUCCAUGCCCGUGGUUUUUAAGGGUCCCCGCGUCGCCGGCGCGGUAGGACCCAGCCCCUGCCGAGCAGACUCCCUCCGGAGCUCGGAGGGAGUCCGCCAUUCGGCGAUGGCGCCAACCCGGAAGUCCUGUAAUGUAUUCUUUCCUCUUGCAGCCCAAAAGGAAUCCUCCAGCAAGAGAUAUUGUGCAGCCUGAUAAGACUAAACUUCUGAAACUUUAUACAAUAAACAUUUUUCUUUUUGAGAGAUUAAAGUGCACCGCCUGAAUGCAGGCUGUAGUAACUCCACUGGGAGGAAAUAUUGCAACAUCGAGGAUUAAUUUAAUAAAAAGGAGGGGGGAGAUGUUGGAGGUGUGUUCAGUGUGGGGGACAAAUAGCAAAACCCCCAUGUUUCUCAGCUCUGAUAUAGGGCAGCCCCAUUUCUGCCUCGUCUGGGAUGAAAAAGGGGAACCUCUGCAAAAGACCCAGGGAUGUGGGGCAGGGAGCAAACAUAGGGUUGAGCUUGCCUGUUAAUGUGUAACGCAGCCCAACUUGAACUUUGUUUUCUUUUCAGGAUCAGAUCAGCAGCUGCCUAGACAAUGUGAGGAAGGAGAGAGAGAAAAUUCUAGUAUUUAAAGCAAACACAGAAAAGGAAAGCCAAGACCUGCUUGUAAGCACUAUUGUUACUAUUUUAAGGUGAAAAAUGCUAUAGUCUAAAAUCAAUAUCGGGGGAGGGGGAGAAUAUGAAAUACAGAAAGGGUUUCUUUUGAACAGCCUUAUCUCCCACAGAGCAUGAAAGACUAUUUAAAGGAGGGGGUGGGCUUGUAAGUUUUUACGAAGCUCUUUCUCUGCUGAAUAUGUCAGAAGUGGCCUUCCAAGGAAAUCUGGUUAACUGGCCUCUUCAUCCUUCAAGAGCAGACUAGAUGCCUGAUAUUGGCCCACUGUUCUCUUCUUUCAACCUCUUUGCUGCAGAAACAAACAGAUGCAGAGAGGGAAAAGAUGGUGGCUGAGUUCAGGCGACUGCACCAGUUUCUGGAAGAACAGGAGAAACGUAUUCUGGCCCAGAUGGCGGAAGUGGAGAAGGAGAUUGCAGCCCAAAGGGAGGAGCACCUGCCAGACUCUCCAGGGAACUCUCCUCUCUUGACAGCCUCAUCCGGGAGAUGGAGGAGAAGCUUCAGGAACCAGAGAGUGAACUCCUGCAGGUGAGGCCUCAUCCUGAUGUGAGAGGGUGGAGUGGGCUGCUUAGUCACAUUAAAAUGCUACCGGAAAGAAAACAGUACAUGAAAAAUGAAAGGCAUCAGUCCUGGGGUCGCAAAAGGGGCCUUGCUAGAUGAAACCACAGGCCCCUUCAUUCUUGCAUUCUGUUCUUUCAUUGGCCAACCAGAGGUCUCUGAGAAGCCUAAAAAACAGUAGUGCUCUCCAAACCUGUGAUCCCCAGCAGUUGCCACUCAGCUGCUUAGUAUUUAUAACUGACUGAAGAAAUGCCUCCACUGACAUCUUUCUUUCUUUCCUUCCAGGAUAUUGGAAGCUUCUUGCAGAGGUAAGUGAUGGAAAACCCCUGCCUUAUUCUGAUGCCACAGAAGUUCCUGUUUAACAAGUGAGAAACUCACUCUCCAGUUUCUCCUUCUAGAGAUAGCUUAGGACUCCAUCGUCUAUUUCACAAAAUCACAGACAAAAAUAGGGACACAUUUUUGUGGUAGCUAUUGGUCCCAUCUACUGUAAAAUUACAGACAGAAAGCUGUUCCCAUUGCAUAUUUCUGAAGGCCCUUCUCUGUGAUGGAAUCAUUUACUCUGUAGUUGAUACAAAAUGGAGGGACAUUCCAAACGGGCUUGUAAACAUCUUCACUAUAACUUACCCGUAAAUAUUUGAUAUAUUUCAGGUUUCUGCAGGUUCUUCCUCAGACAUAAGAAUGUGAGAAAGGGCCCUGCUGGAUCCGGCCAGUGGCUCAUCAAGUCCAACAUCCUCUUUUCACAGUGACUAACCAGAUGCCAGUGCAAAACUCGUGAGCAGGAUCUGAGCCCCAGAGGACGCUCCCCUCCUGUGGUUUCAGAGGCACCACUGCCUUUGACCCAGCCAUGAUGAAGAGUAGCCUCUGAGAGCCUUGUCCUCCAGACAACUUCAAAAUCUCAAGAAUUUUGAAAAUCUGCCAUGUUUAGAAAAUAUUGCUUUAAUUUCCAAUAUUGUCUCCAUUUUAAAAAUAUUACCACUGUGCUAAAAUACAUUUAUAAUGUUAAUUGCAAAAGCCAUUCCAAAGCAUUCUGAACUUCUUUAUAUUUCAGAAAUGCACAUACCAGAUCUAUUUUGUUCUACUCAUUUAUGCUUCACUAAAACUAGUGUAGUCCUAAAAUCUCUGCAUAAGGACCCAGUAUUGUUCACUUUUCUUCAAAAAAAUAAUUUGCAUAUAUUAACUUCUUCACCUUCAAUCUCAUAUUUCUAUAUUUCCUUCAGCAUAUUUUGGAAGCAGGUGUGUGUAGCAGUUUUUCGUCACCUUGCUAGAUGCUCUGUAGAUCCACACAUUAUCUAGGUGCUCCGUUUUGUCAUAGGAAAAACCCUGCUCCCAAGUCUUCAUGAUAUAUCCAUCAUGCCUUUAUCAUCAGGAUGAGCCUUGUCAGAAAUUCUGCUCCUUGCACUGGAAGGAUGGUGGCUUGACUUUGUUCUUCUCCUCCCAGGUCUCAGGAGAAGGAGAACUUAGAGGAUCCUCUGGUGGCUUUUCCUCCUGCCCUGAAGUGGAGGAUCUGGGACUUCAGAGAUAUAAAUCCCUUCCUGGAGGGAGUCAUGAAGAAAUUCAGAGGUAAGAAAGAAGGGCUGCGAGUAUUUUAUACUGGACAUUUAAAAUUGCUCAUAGAAUCAUAGAGUUGGAAGAGACCACAAGGGCCAUCGAGUCCAACCCCCUGCCAAGCAGGAAACACCAUCAGAGCACUCCUGACAUAUGGUUGUCAAGCCUCUGCUUAAAGACCUCCGAAGAAGGAGACUCCACCACACUCCUUGGCAGCAAAUUCCACUGUCGAACAGCUCUUACUGUCAGGAAGUUCUUCCUAAUGUUUAGGUGGAAUCUUCUUUCUUGUAGUUUGGAUCCAUUGCUCCGUGUCCGCUUCUCUGGAGCAGCAGAAAACAACCUUUCUCCCUCCUCUAUGUGACAUCCUUUUAUAUAUUUGAACAUGGCUAUCAUAUCACCCUUUAACCUCCUCUUCUCCAGGCUAAACAUGCCCAGCUCCCUUAGCCGUUCCUCAUAAGGCAUCGUUUCCAGGCCUUUGACCAUUUUGGUUGCCCUCCUCUGGACACGUUCCAGUUUGUCAGUGUCCUCCUUGAACUGUGGUGCCCAGAACUCCAGGUGAGGUCUGACCAGAGCAGAAUACAGAACUCCAGGUGAGGUCUGACCAGAGCAGAAUACAGAAUACAGUGGCACUAUUACUUCCCUUGAUCUAGAUGCUAUACUCCUAUUGAUGCAGCCCAGAACUGCAUUGGCUUUUUUAGCUGCCGCGUCACACUGUUGGCUCAUGUCAAGUUUGUGGUCAACCAAGACUCCUAGAUCCUUUUCACAUGUACUGCUCUCAAGCCAGGUGUCACCCAUCUUGUAUUUGUGCCUCUCAUUUUUUUGCCCAAGUGCAAUACUUUACAUUUCUCCCUGUUAAAGUUCAUCUUGUUUGUUUUGGCCCAGUUCUCUAAUCUGUCAAGGUCAUUUUGAAGUGUGAUCCUGUCCUCUGGGGUGUUAGCCACCCCUCCCAGUUUGGUGUCAUCUGCAAAUUUGAUCAGGAUGCCCUUGAGUCCAUCAUCCAAGUCGUUGAUAAAGAUGUUGAAUAAGACCGGGCCCAAGACAGAACCCUGUGGCACCCCACUAGUCACUCUUCUCCAGGAUGAAGAGGAACCAUUGAUGAGCACCCUUUGGGUUCGGUCAGUCAGCCAGUUACAAAUCCACUGAGUGGUAGCAUAGUCAAGACCGCAUUUUACCAGCUUCUUUACAAGAAUAUCAUGGGGCACCUUGUAGAAUGCCUUGCUGAAAUCAAGGUAGGCUACAUCCACUGCGUUCCCUUCAUCUACCAGGCUUGUAAUUCUGUCAAAAAACGAGAUCAGGUUAGUCUGACAUGACUUAUUUUUCAGAAAUCCAUGCUGACUAUUGGUGAUCACAGCGUUCCUUUCUAGGUGCUCACAGACUGUUUGCUUAAUGAUCUGCUCCAGAAUCUUCCCUGGUAUUGAUGUCAGACUGACUGGGCGGUAAUUAUUUGGGUCUUCUCUUUCCCCCUUUUUGAAAAUAGGGACAACAUUUGCCCUCCUCCAGUCUGCCGGGACUUCGCCUGUUCUCCAGGAAUUCUCAAAGAUGACUGCCAGUGGUUCUGAGAUCACAUCUGCCAGUUCUUUUAAUACUCUUGGAUGCAGUUCAUCUGGCCCUGGAGACUUGAAUACAUCUAAACUAGCCAAGUAUUCUUGUACUAUCUCCUUAGUUAUUCUGGGCUGUGUUUCCUCUGCUGAAUCAUUUGCUCCAAAUUCUUCAGGUCGGGCAUUGUUUUCUUUAUUGGAGAAGACUGAGGCAAAGAAGGCAUUGAGGAGUUCAGCCCUUUCUGUGUCCCCUGUUUGCAUUUCACCAUCUUCUCCUCUGAGUGACCCCACUGUUUCUUUGUUCUUCCUUUUGCUAUGGACAUACCCAUAAAAAGCCUUUUUUGUUGCUUUUAAACUCUCUAGCAAGCCUGAGUUCAUUCUGUGCUUUAGCUUUUCUGACUUUGUGUCUACAUGUGCUGGCUAUUUGUUUGAAUUCCUCUUUGGUGGUUUCCCCCUUUUCCAUUUUUGUACACAUCCUUUUUAAUCUUAACUCAGUUAAAAGUUCUUUAGAUAGCCACCCUGGCUUCUUUAGGCACCUUCCAUGUUUCCGUCUCAUUGGUAUUGCCUGAAGUUGUGCUUUUACUAUCUCCCUCUUAACAAACUCCCAGCCAUCAUGAACUCCCUUUCCUUUUAGUAUUACUGUCCAUGGGAUCUCACCCAGCACUUCCCUAAGUUUUAUGAAGUCGGCUUUCUUAAAGUCAAGAAAUUGAGUCCUAGUAUGCUUGGCUGCUCCUUUCCGCUGUAUAGUAAACUUCAGAAGAGCAUGAUCACUCGCGCCUAAUGAUCCUUCCACUUCUACCCCACUAACCAGGUCAUCAACAUUGGUUAGGACCAGAUCUAAAAUGGCUGUUCCUCUUGUUGCUUCUCCCACUUUCUGGACAAUGAAGUUGUCUGCAAGGCCAGUGAGGAAUUUGUUUGACCUUAUGCUCUUGGCUGAGUUUGACAUCCAACAAAUAUCCGGGUAAUUGAAGUCCCCCAUUACUACUAUCUCCCUUCUUUUGCAUGCUUGGCCAUCUGUUCCAGGAAGGCAUCAUCUAUGUCCUCCGUUUGGCUUGGGGAUCUACAGUAAACUCCCACAAUGAGGUCUCUGUUAUUCUUCUCUCCCUUAAUUUUGACCCAAAUGCUCUCACUUUGGCUUUGAGGUUCUAAAUCUUGGAUCUCUUCACAGGUAUACACAUCCCUGACAUAUAACGCCACUCCUCCUCCUUUCUUGUCUGGUCUGUUUCUCUGAAAUAGGUUGUAUCCCUCCAUUAUUACAUUCCAAUCGUGGGACUUAUGCCACCAGGUUUCAGUGAUGCCUAUUAUGUCAUAUUUAGUUUGCUGUACCAAGAGCUCAAGCUCAUCUUGUUUAUUUCCCAAGCUUUGCGCAUUAGUGUACAGACAUUGAAGUCCAUUAAUCAUUCCCCCAUGUCUCUUAUUUAAGGAUUUUUUCCUCCCACCACUAGGUCUGCGUGCUGUUUGCUCCAUUUGGUCUAUGACAUUUGGAUGAUCAUCUUCAUCAAUUGAUAGACUCCUACCUUCAGGAGCACUGUCUCCCUCCCCACAUCAGUCAGUUUAAAGCCCUCCUGAUGAGGUUUCUGAGAUUUUGGCAAAAACAUUCCUCCCAACCGUUGUGAGGUGCAGCCCAUCGCUUGCCAGAAGUCCAUCUUCAAGAAACUGCAGUCCGUGAUCUAAGAAUCCAAACCGUUCCUGUUUACACCAUUUGCGAAGCCAGCUGUUCACUUCCACUAUUUUUCCCUCUCUCCCUGGGCCACGUCGUUCAACUGGGAGGACAGAUGAGAUGACAAUUUGUGCAUUUAAUUGCUUCAAUUUCCUGCCCAGAGCCUCGUAGUCUCUUUUGAUCUUCUGGAGGCUAUUGCUUGCAAUGUCAUUGGUUCCCACAUGAACCAAGAGGAAGGGGUAUUUGUCAGUGGGUUUUAUGAUUCCUUGCAGUCGUUCAGUUACAUCUUGGAUCUUAGCCCCGGGGAGACAGCACACCUCCCGAGACAUCUUGUCAGGCCCACAGAUCCCUGCUUCUGUUCCCCUCAGUAGGGAAUCCCCUAUCACCACUACACGCCUCCUCUUAGGUUUGGUCGGGAUUCUUCCGUGAGCUGUCCGUUCCAAGGUCGCCUGCACAUUCCCUGAGGACUGACUUUGCUGCUCGUCUUCAUAUUCCUGAUCGACUGUAAUGAGGGAGAGAUCCUCAAAUGGAGUCUGUUCUUCGUCUUCCAUGCUAGGGGAGAGGACUUCAAAGCGAUUGUGUAUUUCUAAACAAUCAGAGCGAACCCUGGGCCUCCUACUUCUUUGAGUCACGUUUCUCCAUAUAUCUGGCACCUGUGUUGGUGAACUAGCCUCCUUCUCAGGGGUGUCCCCUGUCUCCUCCUUGGUGGAGACUGUGUUCUCUGUUGCUUCCAAGAAGAGCUCCAGCUCUCUAAUUCUUUGGAGCGUAGCUACACAUUCCUCUAGUUGAUGGACUUUGUCUUUUAAGAGGGCAAUCAACAUACAAUUGCUGCAGGUAAAGCUGCCUGCAACCUUUGGCAAGAUGGCAAACAUUGCGCAGGAACCGCAGGCGACUGCAGCUGUUCCCUCACCCUCCAUCUUGAAAAUGUGUCGUUGGGGGUGGCUACAGUGGUCCUCCAUCUUAAAAAGCGUGAAGACAGGACAAAUAACCCCCCUAAAAAAACCUAGGUCUCCCCCAACAAACGUUUGAGACUAGCUCCCCUAAAUCUAAAAGAUGGAUCAAACUCUGCGCGCCAUUAGGUGCGUGCCGCUGCCUUGCUAGCUCUGAUAAGCUCCUCCCACAGCUAAUCACCUGACCCAACAGAAACCCUGCCCCCUCUGACCUUUGCACAGGGAGAGCAGCUAAUCAGCCACAAGAAACUCACACAAGAAAACCCUUUUUGUUCCUUCUUCAGCUGCUGCCCUGCAAGCUCUGAUAAGCUCCUCCCACAGCUAAUCACCUGACUCAACAGAAACCCUGCCCCCUCUGACCUUUGCACAGGGAGAGCAGCAUGAAAGGUUCCAGGUCAUUAGCAGUGCCAGGAAAAUGGAAUGUUUAUUUAUUUCUUUUCAAUAUCUAAAAGUCACACUUUCCUAUGUAGAUGACUCACAACUGAUUUUUCUUAUGAAAUUGAAAGAGGGGGAUAAACCCUUCUGGCUGGGCUCUGGAAGCUCCUGCGAGAUCUUGGGGGAGCCUCCUAGGUUCCAGUCAGCAAGGUAAAGGGCUUGAAAGCUCUUGCCAUGAAGGGUUUGGCCACCAGGCAAAUUGCUUUUAAGACCUUACUGGGCUCUGAGAGGCUCCUGCGAGAUCUUAUGGGGCCAUCUUGAGAUCUCUGAUGGCAGGGGUGAUUCUGGGGGUCGUUCUGACUUUGCUCUAUUUGCCCUUAUGCACAAUCCCCAGGAAUGUAACCCUCCCUUGAGUUGUGAGUUGUCUGUAAAAAGUUCUACUUGACCUCUUCCCAUCUCUCAGCCAGGCCUUAGGUGUUUUCACGCAUCUCACCCAUUUCCCAAGUAGCCUCACCUACAGCUUUUCAGGCAUCUCCUCUGUUCCUUUGGCCCUGAGAUUAAUGUAAGGGGGGGACAGGAGAGAGGAGGGCUGUCCAGGAGCCAGUCAGGAGCAGAGGGGACUGGGGUUGAGGCCUCCCAUCAUGGAACGAGGAUGUCUGGAUCUUGUUGUUCAGGUGGAGAUCUUCUGGGGGUCCUGCUCCUCCUCCCAAGAUUUUUGCAGGCCUGAACUUUGACAUCACCUUAUGCAGGGUUAGCCAGUAUGGAGAGUUUCAGAUAGUUUUAACUGCAACUCCCAUUAUCUCCAGCUGGCAUGGCCAGUGGUUAGGGAGGAUGGGACUUGUAGUCCACAACACCUGGCUACAAUCUCAUGAGCUCAUAUUGUUGAUGUCUGAAUGAUGGUGUGAUGCUAAAUCUCUGUUCCCCUUUCUCUCCUAGACACUGUGGUAUAUGGACUUCAGCUGCAAAAAGGUACUUUUAAUCAUCAUAAUAAUUUAUUAUUCAUACCCCACUCAUCUGGCUGAGUUUCUUCAGCCAUUUCUGAAUCAAAAAGAGGCACAAAUUCGGGAGAGAUGGUAUCCGCUUCUCAAAAGACCAGGCCAUUGCAGCUCUUCCUUCCAUGCCUUAUUUCCCCUUAUUUCCAGGACGCAUAUGAUCAGUGAGAGCAGCAUGCUGGGCUAGAUGGGCUCUUGGCCUGAUCCUGCGGACUCCUAGGAAGCCCCCAGCCCAGGAUGCCUGGCCUUUCUGUGCCCAAUCUCACUAAGACACAGGGGUGGUGUGAAGCCAAAGGCUCCCGGCACAUGAGGGGAAAAUAUCCCUUUGAUCCAUACCAGAUCCACACCCCUUUUAGGAGAGUUUAUGUAAGAGUAAGGUUUACUCAUAUGUGGGAAAUGCAUGUACAGAAAUAGCUCAGAAAAUGACCUUUGGGCGCGAGAAGGUAAAUGGGUUCUGGUGUCAGUGGAGGGAGAUGGGGGCUGCCUGAGUGUGAACUCCAGGGGUCCAGCAUCCCUGCAAGAUGGGGGGUCUUCCCUCAGCUUUUGUAUUGGAGGGGAGACAUGACUUCUCUGCUGCAACAUGAUGACGAACUAGAGAAACUUGAGUAAACUUAAAAGAGCAGGGCAGAAUUGCACCACAGACCAUAGCUGUCAACGUUUCCGUUUUUUUAAGGGAAAUUCCCUUAUUCCGAAUAGGAUUCCUUGCAAGAAAAGGGGAAAGUUGACAGCUAUGCCAUAGACUGUGGAAAAAGGCUUAGUGGGAAGACAGAAGUCCAGUCUGGCCUGAUCCUGGACACUACAAAAAGGGAAUCAUCAGAGCUGGAAAAGGUGUAGCAGAUGGCAGCAUAAAGGAAACUCUUGCUUAUCUUUAAAAUUAUAUAAUUAUAUUCUGGGAUUCUUUUAGACAACAGCAAUGAGUAAAAUGCAUAAAGGCUAAUCAACACAAUAAAAAACUAGAAAACCCCAUUACAUUAAAAAAAAAAAGACUAAUAGCAGCAGUGGCAACAUCCCACAUCACACUUAAUCUCCAAAGGCCACUGUGUAAAUGUGUGUCUUUAAAAAGAAAUUGCUUGACUAACAUUCCAUACCGGGGGUGGGGGGCGACUGCAGAGCAGAUCUUCUUCCUAAUCUCCCCCAGCCUGACCACUUUCUCAUUGUGCUUUCACUGCCCACCUUUUCCAUAAAUGUGAGGGGGGGAAAGACAAGUCAUAUAGCCAAUCAAGACUAGGGAGCCAUUGAAGGUGACAGUUGGGAAUGGCACUUCCUAGGUGUUGCAGAAUCAUAGCAUAGCAGAAUCAUAGCACUGUAGAGUUGGAAGGGUCCCUGGGGGUCAUCUAGUCCACCCCCCUGCAAUGCAGGAAUAUGCAGCUGGUCCAUACAGGCAUUGAACCUGCAACCUUGGUGUUAUCAGCACCAUGGUCUAACCAACUGAGCUAUCCAGGGAUAGCCCACGGAGCCUCCUCAGUGCAGCGGGGUGCCUUCAUCCCGCUGCCCUGCGGAGGCUUUGCGCAGCUAAGCCAGAAGCUAGAACAGCGAGAGGGAGCGCUGCGCAGCCUGCAUUCGCUCCAUAAGAUGCACACACAUUUCCCCUUACUUUUUAGGAGGAAAAAUGCGUCUUAUAGAGCGAAAAAUACGGUACUUCGAACUCUUGCAGAUGUUUCAAGAAUCCUUAUUAAGAACUUGAUGGACAUCCCUCUCUUGAAUGCAGACCCCUGGAGUCCCUGUUCAUUUCAGAGGGGAUGCUAUUUCUGUCAUGUGCCUAAAAAAGAGUCAGCUUCCCAGUUGACGUCGUUUCUCUUCUCUUUCCUCCUCUGCCCCCACAGAAAAUGUAACAUUGGAUCCAGACACAGCACAUCCCCGCCUCAUCCUGUCUGAUGAUCGCAAGAGUGUGAGUUGGGGAGGAGUGUGUCAAGACCUGCCAAAAGACCCUGGGAGAUUUGACACAUGGCCCUAUGUGAUGGGAUGUGAGGGUUUCACAGCAGGCAGACAUUUCUGGGAGAUUUCUGUGGGGAGCGAGUGGGAAUGGGCCGUGGGGGUGGCCAGAGAGUCUGUGAAGAGGAAAGGCAAGUUCAUCGCUGGUCCUAAGGAAAGGAUCUGGCGCAUAGGGAAGUGGAGUGAUCAAUACACGGUCUCCACCCGCAAUGGGCGUCCUGUUUUGAUUCUGGGUGGGGAGCCCAAGAGGAUCCGAGUGACCCUGAACUGUGAAGGGGGACGGGUGUCCCUUUAUGAUGCUGAUACAGCAGCCCUUCUCUACUCAUUCUCAGUAGCCUCCUUCUCUGGAGAGACCCUCCAGCCCUUCUUUUAC